Molecule: messenger RNA, 1576 nt
Organism: Puccinia graminis f. sp. tritici CRL 75-36-700-3
Lineage: Eukaryota; Fungi; Basidiomycota; Pucciniomycetes; Pucciniales; Pucciniaceae
Exons: 4
Coding region: 75-1313 (412 amino acids)
Source: RefSeq, a predicted model, not a curated record
CUUGUAAGAACUUUAGACUUGCGCCUUCGCCAGGUGACGGAGCAGCUUGCAAGCAAAAGUCGACGUAUUUAGCGAUGCGCACGAUCUUGGAUCUUCCGUGGGAUUUGUUCGAGGACAUCUUCAAGCAUCUUAACAAAGAGGCGUUUCCGCUCAACCGAUCCGAUAGGGUUCCCGGCACAAGGGACGAUAACAGGAAGGUUGAGACUGGUCUGUCGUCAAUGGGCAGAUUGGUUGUAUGUCAACUACCUCUACCGUGCGAUGACCUUCCGAGAUGCUUCUCAAGCAAUGCGUUUCAUCGACCAAACCACCAAGGACCCAACACAGCUCCCAAACCCAAGAUGCCAAGAGCUUCAGAUAUUCGGUAUUUUGACUUGGGGAUCUCCACCAUCCAACCGGGGAUCAGCAAGAGUGGAAGCAUAGGGCACAUGAAAAAUUUGCGCGACCUGAAACUAGGUCACGAGCUGAAAGCAUUUAUUCCAACUCCACAACUGCAUUUUCCUAUGCACCACGAUGAUGACGAUGAUGAGUUUGAAGCGGAUAUGCGCCAGCAGAAUAUUGGAGAAAUGGCCCUUGCCCACAUGGUCGCCUACGACGCUUAUGAGGAUGAACCUCCAAGCGAUAUGGAUCCCAUCAAGUCGAAAAUCGAUCAUGAUUCUUUGAGGUCGUUGAUUAUGGCCACUCGGACUCUGGAGUCACUCGAUCUACUUGAAUUGGAUCCUAUCUGCCUCCCAAGGCCGUUCAACUCCGCCUUCCUUGAACAUCAAAUCCCGUCGACAAUUACUCGCCUGGAAAUCAGCAUGGCGGGGGAGAGCUUGUCCAGACUUAGAGAUCUCUCUUUGAUUCUCAAACGAACCCUGAAAGUGCUUUCACUUCAAAAUAGCUGGGGAGGUGACUAUCGCGAGAAGCUCGUACCAAUUUUUGAAAACCUCAGAGAAACAUUGGAAGGGCUCUUUGUAACCGAUCUAAACGACCUGACACCAACCCUUCAACUAGAGUUCCCAAGAUUGCGUGUCUUCAGAGCGAUCUUCUGGGAUGGUCGUAUUGGCCAUUAUUUGAAUCAGCCUAUGUUUUCAUCCGCCCCUCUCGACGUGCUUGUGAUUACCUCCAGGUUACUAGACAGACCACAGACGGUAGAAUUUGGGGCUCAUCCUUUUCCGAACCUGUCCAUGUUAAGGCGACUAGUACUGUGUGAAUGUCAUCCCGAUUUUGCGCUGCCACCAGAAUACCUAGAGGCGUGUGUAGCCGGAAAUGUUCAACCUGUUUAUCUAAGCCCCUGGGAUAAUGAUGAUGUGUCCUCAAUUAUGAGCUUAUGAACCGCCGGUUUUCCAUUGUAUUUGAUAAUGGAGUUUAUUUUGUUGAAUUUCUACCCAUUUGUCUUCCCAAAAGAUUAAAAUCCAUUGAUAUCAAUCAAUUACUAAGGCCUUUAAAAGUUCUUGAGUCUGUGUGUUACUUAGAACAAGCCUGCUCAGCCUUUUCCCACCAAAUCAUUUGAGCCCCUAGCUAAAACAAAUUCAUCUAUUUAUUUAUUUAUGUACCUUGAAUCGACCUGCGGCCCUUGUAAAACAAUGUUAUCCAC